GAACAUUUCAUUAAUAAUAAUUUUAUUUAGGCUGUGUCUGAAGACAAAAAUGUCCGUGUUGUUAAUUAUAAUCAGUUAAAUAUGACGUUAACACAUUUUCGUUCUUGUUUUCAAAUAAAAUGAAGUUGAUUUAAGUUUUAUUUAAUGGCUAAUGAUACCGAAAUACUCCAUCAUUUAUGGAAUGGGAAGUUAGCAGUAUGUUUCCAAUUAAACGAACAAGAAAUUCAUGGGUUACAAAAUCCUGAACCUAUAUAUUUAAUGGUGCCAAGGAUGAGUUAUUUUCCAUUAGUAUGUGAUAAAGUCAAAAAACAUUUUGUGAAACAUAUAGAUCCUGAAAAACAAGAAUUAGAAAUGUGGUUGGAAUAUAAUAAUACUCCACUGAAAUGGAAUUAUCCUAUUGGUGUUCUCUAUGAUCUCUUUAUUUUUAAUGAUAGGCCAGUCAACUUACCAUGGCUAAUAACAGUCCAUUUUGAUAAUUUCCCUGAAGAUCAGCUAAUACGAUGUUCUUGUAGAGAAGUUAUUGAGUCAAAUUUCAUGUCUUGUUUGAAAGAAGCUGAUACAUUGAAACAUAAAAGUCAAAUUUUUUCAACAAUGCAAAAACAUCAACAUAAUCAACUGUGGAAUGGAUUAAUAAAUGAUAAGUUUGAUCAGUUUUGGUCAGAAAAUAAAAAGCUAAUGGAGCCAACUGAUGGUGCAUGCUUCAAACAUAUACCCAUACACUUUUACCAUGCUGGUUCAUUAGUCAUGAUGCAGUCAUUGGUUAAACCACUUACAGAAGAUGGAAAUUAUUUGACAUUAAAUGAACUUGUUCAAACUAUUUAUCCAUUAUUAGAAAAAUAUAAUAUUUUUACACAUGGAAUAUGUAUACCAAGUAAUACACCAGUUCAAUGGAUGAGUGAACACAUGAGUUAUUUGGAUAAUUUCCUUCAUUUAAUUAUAGUUUGAUUUUGGUGGUUUACCAAGAAAUGAAUAAUUUCAGGAAAUUUUUUCAAUUGUCAUAGGUUAUAUUUAUAAUAUAUACAAUCAAAUAUUUUAUGUAUAUUCAUAAUAUAUAAAUAUUGGUUAUACAAUUAUUUUUUUAACUAGUUAAUACCAGGAAUAUAACGACCUUUUUUUAUUGCUUUCUUUUUGAUUUUUUCUUUUUUAUCUUGUUUUCUUUUUAAUAAAUUAUUUGUGCGUUUGUCUUGUUUUUCUUUUUUAUUUUUUUCUAAUAAUUGUGCCCUUUCAUCCCAUUUUGUUUUGCUAAUUUUUUUUUGUCUUUCUUUUCUUGCAACAGUUUUUUUUAAAA
Molecule: messenger RNA, 1288 nt
Organism: Daktulosphaira vitifoliae (grape phylloxera)
Lineage: Eukaryota; Metazoa; Arthropoda; Insecta; Hemiptera; Phylloxeridae
Gene: Atg5
Product: autophagy protein 5
Exons: 6
Coding region: 145-945 (266 amino acids)
Biological process (GO): nucleophagy; C-terminal protein lipidation; autophagy of mitochondrion
Cellular component (GO): phagophore assembly site membrane; cytoplasm; Atg12-Atg5-Atg16 complex
Source: RefSeq, a predicted model, not a curated record